AUGUCUUUACGAUCCGGGCUAUUGCACGCUUCGCUUCAUGUAAAAGUCAACAGCAGCAUUGCUAGUAAUCCUUGGACAUGGAUAUGUAUUACGUAUACUAAUAAUAACAAUGAGCACUGUAUUACGGAUUUGAAAAAUUUUGACAAACAGGUUAGGCUUUUGUCCUCAUUCACUAAACUAGCGGGGCUGUUGAUUCCCACCGAUCCCCGUCCUCAACAACCCACAUGCAUUCCAGUCUCAUUGUUACACCGAUCCAACUGUCCAGAAACACGACACAUUCAUCACCNCAACGCGGAAACUCAACGUAUGGCUGUUCUGCGUGGCGAGAAACUCUUAGCCGCUCUGGACGCAUUUUGUGAUGGUCUGAGCACGUUGAUCAAUCGGACGUUUGAGGACACAUUCAUCACCAUCAAACAAAUGCACGCGGCCCGGGUGGAGUACGAUGCGUAUCGAAAAGAGGCGGAAGUGGCCAGAGCCUCCCCGCGGAAAUCCACACGACCCGACUCACCACAGGCACGCAAGAUAGAAGAGAAAAAUUUGAACAAGCUCAAAAGCGCCGUAGACGCCAAAUUGCGACUUUUACACGAAAAUCGGGUAUGUCCCCCCCAUCCCUAUAAAUCCACAAGUUGUCUUAUUCUGGCACAGAUCGCUCAUCGAGCGAAAAGCAUUUGUCCCUAUAGUUACCGCUUGUCGUCAUCGUAG
This is a messenger RNA of Echinostoma caproni, 702 nucleotides long. Lineage: Eukaryota; Metazoa; Platyhelminthes; Trematoda; Plagiorchiida; Echinostomatidae. The record is from the annotation of a GenBank genome assembly.